UAAUGAUAUGUCAACAACUUCCAACUCGAAAUCACGUAGGUCGCUCUCGAAAAGGGGCGGCGGCUGGUGGAACCCUCCGGUUCCUCCUCCCAGUCCGUGAUCGCUGACGCUCGGUCCAGCAGGCCCCGCUGACAGCGCCGUCAGUCCGGACAUGGCGACUCCGCUCUCCGGAGGAAUCUGCCAGGCGUCGCCCUGGACCUGGUUUCUUGGCUCGCAUCGCUGCUAGUGGGGCGCCUUACACGGCGAUGGCGGAUCAAAACACGCUCGUCCCGGGAGCCCAGGGUCCCGCUUCCAUCCAGACGGGAGAUGCCGGGGUUUGCAUCGACACGCAGCCGGACGCCACGCUCCCGCUCGCGGACUUGAACCAAGGAGGAGGACGCGGCAGCCGCGGUGGUCCGGCAGCUCCCGCUCCCUCCGGGAUCCGAGUGCUGAAGCGCAACAUGAAGAGAAAUGGAAGUCGCAGCUGCAUGACAAGAAAGACAAGAUACGGAUCUCGGGAGCGAGACUGGCUGAAAGGAGACCCUCAGCGGGGCUGCGUGUGUCUUUACGGAGGCUCAGUAGACCCUCAGCAACCUGCCUCCGGAGCCCAGGCUUCCUCCAACCCUCAGCCAGACCUGCAGUUAGUGCUCUGCUCCACCAGCACGACAGUGGAGGAGCUGUGUGCGCAGAAGGAAGGACGGGGGCUUUACGUCCAGCUGCACGGAGAUCUAGUCAGGAGACUGGAUCCAACUGAGCGUCCGCUCCAGAUGGUUUAUGACUAUCUGACCACCAUGGGCUACGCAGAUCCUGUUCGAGUCCAGCAAGAGGCGGCCAACUCUGACCUGAGCUGUUUGAUCCGCUUCUACAGUGAGCGACCAGUGAAUGCAGACCAGCAGGAGCGGAUGCUGCUGAAAGGCGUGUUCAGCGUGAGAAAGGGCAAGACGCAGCUGCACAAGUGGGCAGAGCGGCAGGUCAUCCUGUGUGGCACCUGUCUCAUCGUGGCCUCUGUCAAAGACAGUCUGACGGGGAAAAUGCACAUUCUGCCUCUGGUCGGAGGCAAGGUGGAGGAGGUGAGGCGGCGACAGCACUGUCUGAUGCUGAGCUCAGCCGGAUCACAGGCUCAGACCUAUUUUGUCAAUUUUGACACACUUGUGGAUUAUCAGCGAUGGCAUCGGCAGGCGUCAAAAGUGGUAGCUCAGACAAUCAGCCUGGUCGACCUGUCCUGCUACAGCCUGGAAGAGGUGUCUGAAUAUCUCUUCUACAGUCAAGACGUCACCCACCUCAACCUUCGGCACAACUUCAUGGCCCUGCAGGGGCCCGGAGGUCUGCUCAACCUACCGAGGUUUUCCCAGCUGAGGAGCUUGAAUCUGUCUCACAACCGUCUGGGAGUCUUUCCUGAAUGUGUGUGUGAGAUUGUGACGCUGACGGAACUCAACCUGUCUUGCAACAAUCUUCACACAAUCCCGGGGCAGAUCAACAACCUCGUAAGCCUGCAGACUCUUUCUUUGGACGGGAACCAUCUCAGCUGCCUGCCUGAGGAGCUGGGUGACCUCUCCCAGCUCAACAGUCUGGGCCUCUCCUUCAACGUCUUCGACUGCAUCCCUGCUGUGCUGGAGAGACUGAGCGCUGUGGACAAACUGUCCAUGGCUGGGAACACACUGGACACGCUGGAGUUGUGUGCUUUGGCCAAGAUGGGCCACUUGAAACACGUCGACCUUCGGCUCAACGGUCUUCGGCGUGUCACAAAUGAGCUCCAGGAGUCUGUGAGUCAGGUGACCCAUCUGGACCUGAGGGACAACUGUUUGGAGUCUCUGGACCUGAGCUCCGUGUCCAACCUGGAGACCCUUCACUGCCAGCGGAAUCAGCUGAGCACACUCACCCUGAGUGGGUUCACACUGCGCAUGCUUCACGCCGGCUGCAACCGCCUUAACACGGUCAACAUAUAUCCUGUUCCAAAUCAGUUGACCCACAUGGACCUAUCACAGAACCUUUUGGAGUACCUGCCUGACUGGGUCUGUGACUGCAGAAAAACUGAAGUCCUGGAUGUCACGCACAACCUCCUGACAGAGCUGCCGUCCAGACUUCUCAACAGUUUAAGUUUGAGAAAACUUCUAGCUGGAAACAACCAAUUACAGCGAGUGCCUGACCUUCUGGACCACGUCCCUCUGGAAGCUUUGGACCUUCAGCACAACAGGCUCUCAGCGCUCCCCGAGAGUCUGUUCCACAAAGCCUUAAAUCUCAAGUAUUUCAACGUGUCAGCCAAUGCACUGGAGUGUAUUCCAUCCAGCAGCCAAUCAGAGGAGAGUCUCAGCACGCUGCAGGAGCUCUACCUGACCAACAACAACCUGAGUGAGAGCUGUGGCGCUUUGCUGGCGGGUCACCAGAACCUGCGCGUGCUGCACGUCGCCUUCAACCAGCUGGCUUCCUUUCCUGCCAGUAAGCUGAGCAAACUGGAGCUGCUGGAGGAGCUGAAUCUCAGUGGGAACAAGCUGAAGACGAUCCCCUCCACGGUGUCCAGCUGUAAACGACUGCACACCCUGGUCGCACACUCUAAUCACAUCAACGUCUUCCCCGAGAUCCUGGGCCUGCCGGAGAUCAAGCUGGUGGAUCUGAGCUGCAACGAGCUGACUGAGAUCCAGUUGCCGGACUCGCUGCCGCCGUCUCUGCAGGAGCUGGACUUGACAGGAAACAGUAGCCUGAUGUUGGAGCACAAAACCCUCAACCUAUUCAGCCACAUCACGACACUCAAGCUGGAUCAGAAGUCCUCAGCAACACCAGGAGACGUACUGAGCAGCUCCCCUCCAUGGAUUCACGGCUUUUCAGAAAUGAGUGGCCAAAGAAACAAGUUGUGCGUGUCGGUGCUCACCUUGGACUGCUUCGGUGACGGCAUGGAGGCGUGUUACGGAAUCUUCGACGGCGACCGAAACGAGGAGGUGCCUCGACUGCUGCAGUGCACCAUGGGAGACGUGCUGAGCGAAGAAGUCCAGCACUCCAGUAAUGACGUCGUGUACAUGACCAACACCUUCCUGACUUCACACAGGAAACUGGGAAUGGCGGGACAGAAGUUGGGAGCUUCUGCUCUGCUGUGCUACAUUCAUCAUGCCAUGCCAGAGCCGGGGGGGAACCUCAGCGUCACCGUGGCCAACGUCGGGUCCUGCCAGGCCGUGCUGUGCCGCAGCGGCCAGCCGCUCCCGCUCUCCAGGGUUUACAGCCUGGAGAACUGCACGGAGGAGAUGGAGAGAGUGAAGCGUGGAAAAGCCAUCAUCACUGAGGACAACAAAGUAAGUGGCGUCACCUGCUGCUCCCGCCUGCUGGGCUGCUCUUAUCUCUCCCCGUGGGUGCUUCCUAAGCCCUGGGUGCACACGGAGGCGCUCUGCGCCCAGGACGACUUCUUGAUCUUGGGGAACCGAGCCUUGUUCGAACAGGUCUCCUACCAGGAGGCGGUGAGCACAGUUCAAGCCGUGCGGGAUCCUCAUGCUGCUGCCAAGAAGCUCUGCUCGCUGGCUCAGAGCUACGGGUGCAAGGACAACAUCGGGGCUGUGGUUCUGACCCUGAACGUCGGCGUGGACAGCUGCACCUGUGUGCCCGCAGUCUGCACCAGGGAACCCAGAAGUCUUCCUCCGGUCCCCCUGGCUGUGUCUGUGACCCCGGCCUCCAGCGAGUCCAACACUCUGUCCAGUUGUGGGAUCGUAUCAGAGUUCAACAGCGAAACGUCAGCGUCCGAGGUGGGCAGCGAGGUGGGGUCCACUGCCUCGGAUGAGAUCCCAUCCGUGGGCGGCGUCCCGCGGCCUGAGAGGCGAUGCAGUCUCCACCCUGCUCUGAACGGAAGUGUAGCCCCCGGGUCAGCUGCACCGGUGCCUCACCCAGCCCUGCUGCAAAGACAACCCUCGGCUGCAGCUUUCUCCAAGUCUAACAACGGUUUGGACAGUGACGAUGAAACGCCAGUGGAGGGCGUCAUCUCCAACGGCAGCAAGCUGGAAGUGGAGGUGGACAUACACUGCUGUGCUUUCCAGCUGCGUCCCGGGGGCCCCGACAGCCCCAAGGACCUCAGCUCACAUGAGCUUUCUGACUACUCAAACGGGAAGGUGCAUAAAAAAAACAGCGUUGUAGUUUCAGCCACAAACGGCUGCCUGCAGGCUGUGUGUGGCAGAGAGAUUACCGACCUGAAAAAGUCCCCCUCCACAUCUUGCCUGUUUGGAAAGAAGUUAUCUAAUGGCUCUGUUGUGGCACCAGAGGACAGUCACAACCUCAUCGAGGUGGCUCUGGAGGCUCCUAAGAAGAAGUCUGGUUAUUUUACUGCUCCAACUCAGCAGGACCCCGAGGACCAGCUGGUUGUCCCUCCAGAUCUGGAGCAGGAAGUGCGUGAACAACUCAAAGGCCAGAACCCUUUAUUGCCGGUCACCUCUGCUCCGGCAUCACUCGCUUUUGUAAAAGAUCCCGUGUGGGAUCAUCCGCACCCCCCUUCUUUCACCCCUCCCCUCGUGCCAGGUGCAGGGUCAACGCCGACCUUACAACGGGAGGUUUUCGAUACAGCCCUGUAAACAUUUCAACCAGAAGAAAUGUACCUUCUUGUAGCUCAUGAUGUCAUUGUGAGAUGAAGGGAUGUGUCAUUCGCUCAAAGCUGCUGUUGUUAUCCAAAAGAACAGGGUAACAAAGCACACUGAAUAAGCCAUAGCUGCAUGACCACGUGCCAAAUAUUGUGUGGAGGCCUCCUGUUUGCUGAAGGGAGCUUCAGUUUUGCUGACAAAAAGCAGACCCACCAGAUAUUAGUCACCUGCUACAAUGUCUUUGGUUGGCCAGUGAACAAAAACAAACUCGACCGGGAGCGAAACCAAUCGGACUGGAACAGAUACCUCAUGUGUUUGGAGCAUGUCCGCAACAUUUCCCUUUACUGGAACACUCAAGCAAUCCGUGUUUGCUCAUCAUUGUGUUGAGUCCUCUUCAGCGUCCUGGAGAGAAGCCCUUCCACUGAAGUUUCAAAAAAGUGCCUACUGCAGACCGCUCUGCUUGGACCUCCUGGUACCCAACUCACAUGAGACAAAUCCACAUACCUGUUGUUGUGUGAUAGACUGAAGCAGAGAUGGUGGUCCUCUUUCAAUGAGUUAAACGCACGAGUCAACAUGAGGACAAACGCAACCGCAAUUCAGUCAGCAUUUCGUGGCCUGCAGUAUCGUGAGUUUGGCGCGAUGAAGAAUCCUGCUUACUAGAAUUGUUGCAAAGUUAAGAAUGGUGAAUGAUGUUAGUGUUUGUCACAAGUCAAGUCCAUUUCUCCACAGCAGAAGUGCUUUGUGUUCCGGAAAUUUAACAUAAAAAAACAACAUAAAUAAGUGAAUUCAUCUCUGCUUUCCUGUACACACACAGCAGGGAAAUGGAACGUCCAGCGAAGAAUGGAGAUCAAUGGCUCCUUUGCCACAAGAGGGCCUGUUUGUGUGUAUGUAGGAACAAUGCCAAAACCGACACAACUACUUAUAUAACUCUCAGGCUUGACAACAUGGUAAACACUUUUAUUCCCCUGCCCUUCCCACAACACACUCCAGUACGUGUUAACAGCUCGACUUGCGGGAAGCGUACUAACUAGACGUGCACACUAUUUUGCCCUUUUGAAUGACACAAACUACCGAGUUCCUGCUUCAUAAAGUUUUUAUUAGGUUUUGCGUUUCAUUUUCUUGUGGCGUCUUUAACAGUCAGGGUUGCAGACCCCUUUAAACUGUUGUAAUGUGGGCGAAAAUAAUCUUUACCGUGAAGGUUUAAUCUGCCAUUUUUGAGUUAUUAUUUUUAAUUCAUUAUUGUUAAAUAACUUAUCUGUUGGGAUUUAAUUUCAAGUGUGAUUUUAAGAUGAUGUUUCCACUCCAAAAUAGGAAACAGUUCAUGCCAUUCAUAUAAUGCGCAAUCAAAGAUACACAACCAUGAGAGUACAUAGGAUUCAGUCCUUGUUUGUAUGAAAAGCAGUCCUUUAUCGGGAAAAAGUGAUAGGUGUGCAACCUGUGUGAGGUAUAGAAAGAUCGCUGGCUCUUGAUUGGUCGAGUGCUGUCGCUAAAAAGUUGCCUCAUUAUUAACAUAAGUUUAAAAUCAAAGCUGUGCAGUUUUGAAAGUUACAACCCAACACAAUUUAAUACAGAUUCCAUUUAUUUAUUUAUUUUUUAACACACUCAAGCUACUCUUUAAAAUGGAAUAUAUACUUGGAGCUUUAAUUUCCAUUUUUACAAUCAUUGACUUUUGAAUUUAGUGUGUCUGAUGAAAGCUGCUAUCUUUAAAAUGAAAUAUUUAUUUUGCAAUAUGAGUCACAUUAUUAUUUUUGGGGUCAUAGUCAGAAAGUACAUUUUCAGAUGUUAUAUAAUUAUUCUAUAUAAAUAAAAAAGUAAUUAACAUGCACAUUCCCGCCCAUUUGUCCACACGUUCAUUCUCUUCAUUAUUGUGGUAACAUUGAAAUGUAUAUAUUUUUGGAGAACACCACAGUAGAUAUGCAGCCCCACGAACCAUUCCACAGUCCUUGUGCCAAAACAGAAAGCUGCUUCCCACAUUUAAUUUGCUUCUUUAUAUUCUCCAUAUUGUCGUGCCGUUGUAGCCUCAUAUUUUUUAUUUAAGUUCCAGUUUAAAGCCUUAAAAAAAUGAAUCACCGUUAGUAUUAAUGACUGCCAAAGUCAUCUCAGCACGUUUGUUUUCCGUCCUCCCCUAGUUUGUCCUGGAACAGCGGCUGACCGGAUGGUGAUAACGCCUUAAUUCAUGUCUCGUAAAGAGUACUGUCGAAGCACUUUCUGAAUAUAAAUGUGAGGGUUGAUUCCAUGCAUUGUGAGCCUUACGUCGAGCAAAGUCAACCUGACUAUCAUCAUGUUGAACAUCCAACUCCAAUAGCUUGUAGACGCCACAUGAUGUGCUUUAUUGACUGAAUCUCCAUUGUGGAAAGGAGAUUUUGCAAAGUUAUUGAGCUGUUGUUACUGACCAUGAUGUCAGGCUCUUCAAGUAGCUUAACACAAUGAGAGACUGUUCAGUGAUUCGUUGAAGCAUUUGACAACCCACCUCCUCCUAAGCUCCUCCUGUCUCGUGCUGAACCCUCGAAACGUUUUUUUUUUUUCCAGCGGCUGCCCCUGCUUUCACCUCUGCACGGCAGAGUGGUGGGGACAAGUGUUCUGUGUGUCAAACACAGCUGCUGCUGAGGAAAGGUCUGUGCUGAUCGAUGAGCAUGACCAUGAAAGGGAUGCUCCUCUCUGUGGUUCCCAGGUCACGGACCAUUCACCACACGCAGAAGCUCAUCUUUUGGACCUGACUUUAGCUUUAGCUUCAGGGGUUGACUGACCGAGUUGAUUUACCUGCUGGUGGGAUCACCUCCUGGGUGGAUUCUCCUCCUGAUGCUUUUCACCACUGCUGAUCUUUCACACCGCGCUUGCUGUCUGCACUUGUUGAUGUAUUUGUUGAGUGUAAAUGCAGGGGGAUGUGAGCUGCUUUCCUAAAAAUAUUCCCUUUAACACUGUUCCGGACAGAUUCUGAUUCUUGACCCGGAAGUCUGUGUUCUUUUAUACUUCACAUUGUUUUUUUUUUUUUUUUAUAAGAAGCAGUGUUUCUCUUCUGCACAACUGUGUGUGUGUCUCCGACCGCCUUUGUGUGUCGCCGUGCCGUAUGCAUGCCUUUAUGUGUAACCAACUGACUGUUACUCUGCGUGAACAUUGUAGACAGAGAUCAGACGCUCCACAUGUUUGUCACGUGACCAAAGUUGCCAUCGAUCAUCCCACGGUCCUGUUUUCUCUCGGAGCCAACAAGCAAAUAUUUAUUUUUGUAAACAGCCAUUUCCAUUCAUGAUGCUUUAUAUUUUAAAUGUGAUGCAUGUCCAAAAUAUGAGUACUAAUCCGAGCGACUUUAUUUAAAAGCAUGACUGAUGACACUGCCAUUCGUCGAGUCAGUUUUAUCAAAAUAGUGCUACAGUGCGUUUGGGAAGGCCACGCUGCGUGUUUCCUUUCUUUUCAAAUGUUAUUUAGCAUGUCUGUGCUACUUUCAAUGUUCCGUCGAUGAUCAGAAAUGUAUUGACGGUGACGUGUCAUUUGUCAUGUGACCUGAAUAUGUUACUUAAAAUGCUGCUAUCAUUAGUUUCAAGAGUCUUUUUUUAUUUACUUACCAAGUAGCAAUAAAAUG
Synchiropus splendidus (mandarinfish) is the source of this 8103-nucleotide messenger RNA. It is a transcript of the gene phlpp2, whose product is annotated as PH domain and leucine rich repeat protein phosphatase 2. The transcript has 19 exons. Gene Ontology annotation, molecular function: protein binding. The coding region runs from base 246 to 4520 and encodes 1424 amino acids. The record is from RefSeq and is a predicted model, not a curated record. Lineage: Eukaryota; Metazoa; Chordata; Actinopteri; Syngnathiformes; Callionymidae.